UCCUAUAUAUAUGGAGGGGUAGAGCUGGACCUGUUCAUCAUUUUCUCUGACAAGGAAGCAGGAUGGCAGAUAAAGUUGUAAAACUUCGCGCACUCAGACCCGGUUCCCAGGUGGAGGUGGAGGGCCUCAUUCCUCAUGGCUGUAAAAGGUUCAACGUAAACUUGGGAAAAGAUCCUAAGAAUUUGGUGAUACACUUCGAUGUUCGAUUUGACCAUCUUGGAGACCAGCGCAAGAUAGUCAUGAACUCAAUGAAGGACAGGGUCUUUGGAAAUGAGCAGAAGGAAGGCUUCUUCCCCUUCCAGAUGGGAUCAGACACCAAGAUUUCCUUCACGUUUGAUAAAGACAAGAUCAUCAUAAAAUUACCUUCUGGAGGUCCUCUCUCAUUUCCAAUCCGCUUUCCCAUAACGACAAUCACAUUCGUAUCUGUGGAAGAACUCGAGACCAAGUCCAUCACACUGAAUUGAAGAAUCCCGCAACAGAGGAGCCGCCUGUCCAACGUGUCCCUAUCCAGGAUCUGAGAAAAGGUCAUAGAGGACAGAGAAGAAAGAAUUUGUAAUCCUCCUUUGUAACCCCCCCCAGCCUACAAUCUUCAUCCUUGCUACUCAUGUAACCAUACAUUGUGCUUAGCCCUAUUGUGUCUGAUCGUACCAAUCAUUUUAUUAUUUUGUGCUAAUGACUUUGUAUUCAUAGCUAAAUUUGAUAGCAGAUCUGCUUCGAAGCACCCCCUGCUGGAGGUUUGUUACAUUACAGUAACCAACAGUGUGUUAAUGCUUAAUUUUCUGUCUGAUUUCUUGUAUUUCCCAAUAAAAAAUCUUUCCGAUCUUUUA
This is a messenger RNA of Rana temporaria (common frog), 827 nucleotides long. RefSeq names its product galectin-1-like. The transcript has 4 exons. The coding region runs from base 63 to 464 and encodes 133 amino acids. The record is from RefSeq and is a predicted model, not a curated record. Gene Ontology annotation, molecular function: carbohydrate binding; laminin binding. NCBI's taxonomy places the organism in Eukaryota, Metazoa, Chordata, Amphibia, Anura, Ranidae.